This is a messenger RNA of Adelges cooleyi (spruce gall adelgid), 984 nucleotides long. RefSeq lists its product as uncharacterized. The transcript has 5 exons. Lineage: Eukaryota; Metazoa; Arthropoda; Insecta; Hemiptera; Adelgidae. The record is from RefSeq and is a predicted model, not a curated record. Bases 1 to 984 code for a protein of 327 amino acids.
AUGAGUGUUAUUGACGAUAUUAAUACAUGGGUGUUUCACGAAUAUCCAGAAGAAUUAAGAGUCACUUUACUCGACAAACAUGAAAUAUGGGUGUUAUCGACACCUUAUGAAGAUGAACUGCAUUUUAAAAUAAAAAAAGGCUCGGCAUUGGAAUAUUUAAAGGAAAUGUUUGAUACGCUGGAAUGUUUUCAUAGCUUAUUGACUUACAAUUUGUUUAGAUUAAUUAAAGUCUACUAUCGAGAAAAGAGAAGAAACCCAGGUGCACCGAUUAAUAUUACAUUAUGGGAUUUUUACAAAUAUGUACAUAGAAUGCAAGCAGUGUUUUCUUAUGGAAAAUUCGACGUUCAGCAAUGGCAGUCGGACAUUUACUCGAGGUUGAAGGAAAUGGAAAACAUUGAAAGUCUAGAUGAUUUCGUAGCGGACAGCAAACUCCAAGAAGACAAAGACGAAAAAUUAAUAAUCACAAUGACGGAAUUCGCAUAUCUAUGUCAAAAAAAACAUUACUUGCCUCAAUCAGAAUGUAUUAACAGAGUUAUCCGAAAACCAUUGUUAACACAAACAUAUUUCAAUUGGUUAAGCUGUAAAAUGAAUGUUCCUUGCGUACGUUCGUUGGAAGGCGAAGUCACUAGAAACAUCUUUCGACUACCCGAAGAAGAAAUGGAAGAAAGGGAGAAAUUAAUUCUCGAAGGCCUCCAGUCGAGUCGAACGGAAAUGGGUUUCUUAGAAAGUCAAACUAGUGAUUCAACCAAGUUGGUCGAAAACAAAAAUGAGUUCAGACUGUAUGCUUCUAAAUUUGGUCGUGUUUGCAAGCCAGGACCUCAAGUGACCCCUUCUAGUGUUUUGAAAUAUAUUCUUUUGGCUGACUACAGUGAAUCUGAUGCGAUGAGGUAUGAAAAGACGCACAAAAUAAUGGGUAUAAAAUCUUUUCAAGACGAAACGAAAUUGAAACGAGGCCAGACGGUUUGGUUGGAGACGACGGCAUAG